Ochotona curzoniae (black-lipped pika) is the source of this 1574-nucleotide messenger RNA. RefSeq names its product NADH-cytochrome b5 reductase 1. Gene Ontology annotation, molecular function: oxidoreductase activity; FAD binding. NCBI's taxonomy places the organism in Eukaryota, Metazoa, Chordata, Mammalia, Lagomorpha, Ochotonidae. Gene Ontology annotation, cellular component: mitochondrion. The record is from RefSeq and is a predicted model, not a curated record. The transcript is spliced from 9 exons. The coding region runs from base 74 to 985 and encodes 303 amino acids.
CGCCCCGCCCCGCUGCGCAUUGUGGGAUCAGUCAGCCGGCUGGUGGUGGAGGACAAGGCGUCGGGUCAUCGGCAUGCAGCAGAGCCCCGUCCUGCUAGCCUCCCUGGGGGUGGGGCUGCUCACGCUGCUCGGCCUGGCCGUGGGCACCUAUGUGGUUCGAAGGUCCCGCCGGCCCCGGGUCACUCUUCUGGACCCCAAUGAGAAGUAUCUGUUGCGACUGGUGGACAAGACGACUGUGAGCCACAACACCAAGAGGUUCCGCUUUGCCCUGCCCACCGCCCACCACAUCCUGGGGCUGCCUGUGGGCAAGCAUGUGUACCUCUCUGCACGAAUCGAUGGCAGCCUGGUCAUCAGGCCGUAUACACCUGUCACCAGUGAUGAAGACCGAGGCUAUGUGGAUCUUGUCAUCAAGAUCUAUUUGAAGGGAGUCCAUCCCAAAUUUCCUGAAGGAGGAAAGAUGUCUCAGUACCUGAACAGCCUGAAGAUUGGGGAUGUGGUGGAAUUUCGGGGACCAAGUGGAUUGCUCACUUACACUGGGAAAGGGAAUUUUCACAUUCAACCUAAUAAGAAAUCUCCACCAGAACCCCGAGUGGCAAAGAAACUGGGAAUGAUCGCAGGAGGGACAGGAAUCACCCCAAUGCUGCAGCUGAUCCGAGCCAUCCUGAAGGACCCUGAGGAUCCAACCCAGUGCUCUCUCCUCUUUGCCAACCAGACGGAAAAGGACAUCAUAUUGCGAGAGGACCUGGAGGAACUGCAGGCCCGGUACCCCAGUCGCUUCAAGCUCUGGCUCACCCUGGAUAAUCCCCCAGAAGGUUGGGACUACGGCAAGGGCUUUGUGACUGCUGAGAUGAUCCGGGAGCACCUGCCAGCGCCUGGCAAUGAUGUGCUGCUGCUGCUCUGUGGGCCGCCGCCGAUGGUGCAACUGGCCUGCCACCCCAACCUGGACAAGCUGGGUUACUCGCAGAAGAUGAGAUUUACCUACUGAGCAACCCUUGGCUUUACUGCGAGCGCUGCAGUGCCCUGAGCCCUCUAUGUCUUCCACAAGACUGAUCAGCUUUUUGAAUGUUUCUCCAGAACUGACGUCCAGAUGGGUGGUCCCUGCAGGCACAGCAUUCCCGUAGUAAUGGGCAAGGGCCAGGGUUGAGGGGUUCCCUGGAAUGCCCCACAAAUCUCCCAAUGAUUAAAGACCCAGUUGAGGCCUGCAGAGUCGGAAGGAAGGGAACCUGGACAUUUUUUCUAAGAUGGCCUGGAUCCUUGAUGGCAUCAUUCUCCUGACUUCUCCUGGUCUCUGAUAUAUUUCACUUAAUCGUCCUCUCACCCUCUAGUGCAGAGUCUGUAGAUGGGUAUGUGGGUCAAGUGCAAUGGCCUACAGAGAUUGUCUUCUGGAGAUGCCUUGAAAGAAGAAAAUGGUUUCUCCAUGCCCCUGGAUCUCCAGCAAAGGAGUUUCAAAGGCUUAUUAGUGUGCUUCUGUCCAGGCAAGAGGAAAGUGGCUGCUCAUCUUUGAAGAAGUUGGUUGUGGCGGGAACCUCUGGUUCUGCAAAUAAAUGGGGCUGAGGCCACGAGUAAUACCUUAA